Messenger RNA from Solea solea (common sole), 1482 nucleotides. RefSeq names its product 4-hydroxyphenylpyruvate dioxygenase b (gene hpdb). Gene Ontology annotation, biological process: L-tyrosine catabolic process. The coding region runs from base 176 to 1447 and encodes 423 amino acids. Gene Ontology annotation, cellular component: Golgi membrane; endoplasmic reticulum membrane. The record is from RefSeq and is a predicted model, not a curated record. Gene Ontology annotation, molecular function: 4-hydroxyphenylpyruvate dioxygenase activity. Lineage: Eukaryota; Metazoa; Chordata; Actinopteri; Pleuronectiformes; Soleidae. The transcript is spliced from 13 exons.
ACUGUUUUGGACAGUUUUCUUAGUUAGGAUUUAUGUUUGUGACACAGGAAAUAAUAGAUUCCCUCAAGUGUGUUUGUGAGCAUCACAGUAACAUUGAGUAAAGUGAUGGAGGGCACGGUAACAUGUUUUCCUUGUGUAACGGCAAAAGUCCUCCUCCUCCUCCUCCUCCUCUCCUAUGGGCGUUGAUUCAGAAACUUCCUCUCUGUUUUUAAACGUGCGGUGGAUUUCAUUAUUCAUUCUGUCUCAGCCGGUCACCGGGAGCAAAAUGACGACAUACACUGACAAAGGUGAAAAGCACGAGCAGGGCAGAUUCCUCUGCUUUGAUCAUUUAACCUUCUGGGUUGGAAAUGCCAAACAGGCGGCGUCGUAUUACUGCAGCAGGCUGGGCUUCGAGCCUUUGGCUUACCAGGGUUUGGAGACGGGAAGUCGUGACGUGGUCUCACAUGUGGUCAAACAAGACAAGAUCAUUUACGUCUUCUCAUCGGCCCUCAAUCCUGGAAACAAAGAGAUGGGAGAUCAUUUGGUCAAACAUGGGGACGGAGUGAAGGACAUCGCCUUCACAGUGGAGGACCUGGACUACCUUGUGCAGAAAGCCAGUGAGCGCGGCGCGGUCAUCGUGAAGGAGCCGCACACUGUCGAGGACAAACAUGGCAAAGUCAGACUCGCUGUGCUUCAAACAUAUGGCGACACGACGCACACGCUCGUGGAGAGGACAGGAUACACCGGCUUAUUCUUGCCAGGGUUCAAUCCCUCUCCGGUCAAGGAUCCUCUACUGGCCAAACUUCCGAGUGGAAAGCUCAACUUCAUCGAUCACGUCGUGGGAAACCAAGCGGAUGACGAGAUGGUUCCUGUGGUGGAAUGGUAUCAGAGGAACCUUCUCUUCCAUCGCUUUUGGUCGGUGGACGACAAGCAGCUCCAGACCGAGUUCAGCGCAUUGCGCUCCAUCGUGGUGGCAAACUACGAGGAGACUGUGAAGAUGCCCAUCAACGAGCCGGCCAUCGGGAAGAGGAAGUCUCAGAUCCAGGAGUACGUGGAGUACUAUGGAGGCGCAGGAGUGCAGCACAUAGCCAUGAACACCUCAGACAUAGUCACUGCAAUUCGCAACCUGAAGGAGCGCGGGAUGGACUUCAUGUGUGUGCCGGACACUUACUAUGAGCAGCUGAGGGAGCAGCUGAGACACUCAAAGGUCAAGAUCACGGAGAACCUGGACACGCUGCAGGAACUGAAUAUCUUGGUGGACUUCGACGACAAUGGCUACUUACUUCAGAUCUUCACCAAGCCAGUGCAGGAUCGGCCCACUGUGUUCUUGGAGGUCAUUCAGAGACACAACCAUCAGGGCUUCGGUGCGGGGAACUUCAAAUCUCUCUUUCAGGCGAUAGAAGCCGAUCAACACGCCAGAGGGAACCUGACGGCCCUGACGCCAAACGGACUGUCACAGAACAUUUGAACGCCUGACGUCUGACGUUCAUGAUACUGUGACUG